Messenger RNA from Porites evermanni, 942 nucleotides. The record is from the annotation of a GenBank genome assembly. Lineage: Eukaryota; Metazoa; Cnidaria; Anthozoa; Scleractinia; Poritidae.
AUGGUCACUGAUAUUUUCGUUGGUUUUUCUCUAGUUUCAGCUCUUAUCUUUUUAGUGAGUGUCCCUCUAAACUUCCUUGUUUUGUUAGUGUUCUACAGAAACAAGCACCUUUGCAAUCCACCGAACGUCUUCUUGAUAAGUGUUGCCGCCAGCGAUUUGUUUUGUUCUGUAUCUACGCUUCCUUUUUACGUUGUAGCAAACGCCUACGGAAAAUGGAUUUAUGGAGAUGUUGGGUGCACAUUGAUCGCAUUCGUCGCUUGUUUGUCGGGUUUAGCGUCGUUAAUGCAUUUAGCUGCAGCAUCCUACGAGAGAUAUGUCGCUUUAGUGCAUCCUCUAAACAGUCAAAAAUUUACGGUUAGAUACGCUGCUCGGAUUUCGUUGGCUAUGUGGCUGUACGCUUUGUUUUGGAGUCUAAUGCCUUUGUGUGGCUGGUCAGGCUUUGAACAAGAAGGAAUCGGCACAAGUUGUUCAGUGAGAUGGAAAUCACGACGCAUGUUGGAUUUGUCCUAUAACAUUUGCUUGUUACUGGCUUGUUAUGUGUUGCCCGUAAGCGUCAUGUGUUUCUCUUAUGUGAAAUGUUGUAGAGAAAUUAAGACUGGAGCGAAAUGUGCAAAAGAAUUGUGGGGAAGGUCAUCCAGCUUUACAAGAAAGACAUUUGAAACUGAGAGAAGGAUGGCUAGAUUGUUUGGUGUCAUGACUUUGGCUUUUCUUGGGGCGUGGACACCAUAUGCGGUCGUGUCUUUUAUGGCUAUGAUUGGUGGACCUCAUGUCAUAAGUGACGUCGCAGCAUCAACCCCCGCAUUCCUUGCCAAAACGUCAGCUUGUCUCAGCCCAAUUAUCUAUGUCUUUCUGUACAAAAGGUUGCGACGGCAAAUUUAUUCCUUGUUACGAAAGGCAAGAAGAGUUACACGGAGUAAAUCAAGGGACUUGCCAGGCGGGUAG